UCCUAGCUGGUUCCUUGUAUCGUUUGAAUGUCUGUUGCAUCCGCAGGAUGAAGCUUGCAGAUGUGGGCUUCAUUUCUGUAAUCGGAUAUAUGGGUAUGGUUAAUCACUAGAAUGUAAACCAGAAAAGUGUGAGUUGGGCCAUUGAAGGAUAUUUCUGGCCACAAUGCCAUGCUGUGUGAAGACAUGUCUACUGAGCAACAACUAUUUCAUGAGUUGCAGACCUGAAUGCCUGUUUCUGAUACCAUAAAAUAAGUCACUUUAUAAACAUCCACAGUUUGGAUGGUUUACAGAGAUUGUUGAUGACAAAUUUAUUUAUCUAUUUGUUUUUUUUUUUGAAUAGUAACCAAUUUAUUUGUUGAACUUGGCAAAGACAGGAUAUUGUUAAUGUUUUUCUGGUCUGUACAUUACAUAAUGAUUAUUUUUUUGGUCUUCAUUUGUCCGGUUAUGCUAAGGUGGUUUACAUAAAGUCUUGAUGCAUAUUGUGGAGAAAUGCAAGUGCAGUCUCACAUGAGAGCUAGAAACCUCAGAACAAUGGUUGUAGUUUAAUGAACAGGAGCUACCUAAAUUCAAAAGGAUGUCUUUUAUUAAUAAUUUUGUUUAGAAUUAAUCUCUGAAACUUUAUAUUUGUUGUUUAUGUUUGUUUGCCUGGUUGUUGGAUUUGCACUCACUCCAGAUUAGUUCUAUAUCUUACUUUGAUAUUGCCAAUAAUAUAUCUAAAGGUUGCAAUUCUUAGAGCUUUGUCUCAUGCUUCUUUAAAUAUGCAUUAUCAUGUUUGUUUCUUUUUUUCCCCCUUUAUUUUUCAGUUUCCAGAAUUCAUUGCCUCAUUCUUCGCACGGCUUUCUUUGCCAUCCAUGGGAAGUACACCUGCAGCACCUAGUAGAAAUGUUUUGGGAAAUGUACCAUCCUAUGCAGGUCGCCAAAUGGAGGCAAGUUUACUUGCUGAUAUUUAUCGCUUUGGCAUAUACAUAACUAUACAUGCCAUGCAUCAAUGCAUAACACAUUCGCAGACAUGGUCUACCGACUAUCGGCCUGGGAGUGGUAGGGAUGAUUUGGAAGAGAGUUGUAAUGAUGGGUUUUUCUACAUUGUUGUUGAUGUUCUAACAAGAAACUACCCUGCACCCUUGUCAGCCACUGUAGAGCCAUCAGAAGAUUCCAUCGCAACACUUGUUUCGAUGGGUUUUGACAGGAAUGCUUCCAGACAAGCACUUAUCCAUGCUAGAAAUGACGUCAAUGCAGCCACAAAUGCCCUUCUUGAGUCACAGUCGCACUUACAGUGA
Ilex paraguariensis (yerba mate) is the source of this 1277-nucleotide messenger RNA. NCBI's taxonomy places the organism in Eukaryota, Viridiplantae, Streptophyta, Magnoliopsida, Aquifoliales, Aquifoliaceae. The record is from the annotation of a GenBank genome assembly.